GAAACCCGGUUAAACGACACACUCGUGGCUAGAGUCAUCCCCCAUGCGCAUGACACAGUUUAUAGCACGAUAGUUGUGCUUGGCAUACGUAGGUUAGAAUAGCUGUUUUCAUAAUUAAAAAUUUUUAUCGUAAAACCGGAAUGACAUGUGAUUAUUGUAGCAUUUUCGCAUAUCCAUAUUCUUUUAAAGUCGAGUAAAAUCGUGAAUGGAUAGUAAUAUUUUUUCCAGGGGGAAAACAAGCCGGGCAUCGCAGUGGGGGUGCAAUCAUAAUAAUCUACUAGUGUUUUCGUCAAGUGUUAUUUGUUAAACCCAAAUUUACCAGUGGGUAAUCGAAUAGUCAACGUGAUUUUGAAGUGGAUAGGUUGCUGAUAAGAAUGGCAACUGGUGAAGCAGGUGUACCCCAUUAUUCGGGUGAGGAAUCUAACUGGAGGAAAGAUCUUAUUUCUCAACUUCGUGACAGGAAUAGAUCCCAAACCUACUGCUUCUAUGAUCUCAUAAGUUUACAUAAUCGACUGUUCGAAAGUGCUAAUACUUUGCGAGGGGAAAAUCUACAAUUGUCAAUAGCAAAUGAGAAAUUGAGGUGCGAUAUUGGAGGAACUGGUGGUGGAUCAAGUGGAAAUGCUGUUCUAGAAGCACGGUUAUUGGCACAGGCUGAAGAAUUGGCAACGCUUCAUAGAAGAAGAGGAGAACAUACACAGCAAAUUGUAGAUCUGAAUAAUAAAUUGCAAGAAGUGAUUAAAGAACUUCACUCAAAAGAAGCCAGCCUGGCAGAAAGUAUCGAAGUCAAUGCUGGCUUACGGUCAGACAUAGCAAGAUACAUAAGCAAAGAACGUGAAUUAGAAAAUGUUAAUCAAAUGCUCAAAGACGAGCAUCAAGCCCUGCAGCUAGCUUUUGCUGCUCUUGAAGAGAAGCUGAGAAAAGCUCAGGAAGAAAAUCGCCAGCUAGUCGAGCGCUUAAUAAAAUACAAAGCAAAGGACGCAGAAAAGAUGAAUGAAGAAAAUGACAAUUUCUUAAACGAGAGUUUUACCAGCCCGACAGCCUUUUUGAUGAAUACCCUAUCGAAAUUCGGAAAGAGACAAGCCAAAAUGCAGAAGGAACUGGAAGAUGCUGCACGCGAUACACGGCAAAUCAGUCCUGAUAGGACCAGCUUGAAGGAAGGAAUCGUUGGUCUUCCCACAUCAGUACCGACCAAAGUCUCCGUAAAAUUUAGUGCUCACGACGGGGAAGUAAACGCAGUGAAAUGGUCUCCCGUGGACAGACUCCUCGCCACGGGUGGCGCUGACAGGAAAGUCAAGCUAUGGGAUAUAUCCAAAGGUGCUUACGAGAGCAAGGGGAUGCUGGUGGGUAGCAACGCUGGCGUUAUGUCCGUUGACUUUGAUUCAGCCGGUACUCUCAUCCUUGGAGCAUCAAACGACUUUGCAAGCCGCGUCUGGACCGUCGGCGAUCUCCGCUUAAGGCACACACUCACGGGUCAUUGCGGGAAAGUAAUGGCGGCCAAGUUCCUUGGGGAACCGUCGAAAGUGGUGACGGGCAGUCAUGAUCGGACGUUGAAAAUUUGGGAUCUUCGUGGACGAGCUUGUAUAGAAACGAAAUUUGCUGGCUCAAGCUGCAACGAUCUUGUCACAUCCGACAGCUCAGGUUCCACGAUUAUCAGUGGACAUUUUGAUAAGAGGAUUCGAUUUUGGGACACCAGGGUAGAAUCCUGCUCGAACGAUAUCAUCCUUCAAGGAAAAGUCACGUCUUUGGAUCUAUCACGUGAUGCUAAUUAUUUAUUAAGCUGCGUACGGGACGACACAUUGAAACUUUUGGAUUUACGAAUGAAACAGAUAGUUGGCUCGUUCAGCGCCGAAGGUUUCAAAGUUGGCUGUGAUUGGGCUCGAGCUGCUUUCAGUCCCGAUGGUCAGUACAUUGCUGUUGGUUCAUCGGAUGGGUCCAUCUUUGUUUGGUCUGUGGGGACAAAUAAGAUUGAAACGGUACUAAAGGAUCACACGUCUCCAGUGACGGCCGUAUCCUGGCAUCCUCGCGGUACAUUCUUAGCGUCUGUGGAUCGUGCGAAAAAAGCUGCCAUCUGGGGGGAUCAAGUUUGACAGGAGGAGCAAUCUUGAAUCGAGCGAUCGCGCAUGCUCGUAUGACAGACCGAAGGUUCAUUACAAACGUCAUUUCCACGUACGCAGCUACCUUUAAGGUGGCGAACACUGAAUUCUACUGUACAAUAAUGAUCGUGCGGCCAACGAGUUUUCAUGUCGUGCACGUACACGAGGAUGAAGGGAAAAAAAGCACAUGUACGAGGCGACAUUCGCGAGAAGCAUAUUAUUUUUACAAACUGUAACAGCAACGCAUAAUUUUUCGUUUCGAUUUACAUACAAGAAAAAUAAGAAAAAAAAAAAAAAAAAAAAUUACCUUAGCGUACAGUCAAGAGUUUACACAGAUCGAUAGCUAUAUCAAACUCAAGGACUAUAGUGAUCGAUAAUACACGUUAUACCGUUAAAGGAUCAAGUUGGAGAUAACUCUUUGUAAAUGAAUCGUACAAUAUUAACGUCGACCUGCGGUUGAAAAGGGCGCAUUGAAAACGCUUCGUGAAAACUAUAUAGGGCUAGUCGCCUGUAAAAUGUAAAACGUUCGUGGUUAUCGAAAUCCUUUCGAUCUACGAUCGUGCUACUGUACAUAGAAGUAAAA
Molecule: messenger RNA, 2676 nt
Organism: Cephus cinctus (wheat stem sawfly)
Lineage: Eukaryota; Metazoa; Arthropoda; Insecta; Hymenoptera; Cephidae
Gene: Atg16
Product: autophagy-related protein 16-1
Exons: 13
Coding region: 375-2087 (570 amino acids)
Biological process (GO): autophagosome assembly
Cellular component (GO): autophagosome membrane
Molecular function (GO): protein binding
Source: RefSeq, a predicted model, not a curated record